UCUGUUUCGUUCAGUGUUCAGUUCAUUGUGGCACCAUGGAGACAUGCUUGGAAGAAGGCGUGAAACUACAGAAAAAGACUAAAGAGGAGAAAAAACUUUUAAGGAAGCAAUUAAAAGCGAGCCAUACAUUACUAAAACAUGAAGGCAUUGACACAGUGUUGAUACCAACAAAGAGCCUGGUGGUAGCUAACGGUGGGCUUGGCAAUGGGGUGAGCAGAGAGCAACUGCUAGAGGUGCUAGAACAGUGUGGCUCACUCAGGGCAGUACUCAUGCCACCAAACAAGCCCUAUGCCUUUGUAACUUACCAGUCCGUAGAUGCUGCUCAGCUGGCGCACAAAACCCUCAAUGGCAGACAGCUCGAUACGGAGCACCAGCAAGUCACCCUGUACUUAAACUUUGUAGAGGAAGUAGGAAGUGUGGUUUGGCAAGGACAGGAGCUGCCCCCUGGUCUGAAGGUGGUGGAGGAGUUUCUAUCACCUGAGGAGGAAAUGAGACUGCUGGGAGCCAUUGACUGGGGUUCUCAUAGCAACACAGACACUGCUCAGAAGGCUUUGAAACAUAGGCAAGUAAAACACUAUGGCUAUGAAUUUCGGUAUGACAACAACAAUGUGGACAAAAACAAACCUUUACCUGGAGGCCUGCCCAUGUUUUGCAAUGAAGUGUUAGACAGAUGUCUGAAAGAGAAUCUCAUAAAGGUCAAACCUGACCAGCUCACAGUAAAUCAGUACCAGCCAGGACAAGGUAUUCCACCUCACAUUGACACUCAUUCUGCCUUUGAAGAUACAAUCAUCUCAUUAAGUCUUGGAGCGAAGACUGUGAUGGAUUUUAAGCACACUGAUGGGCGUUCUAUCUCAGUGGUGCUGCCUGCCAGGAGUGUCCUGGUGAUGACAGGAGAGAGUCGCUACCUGUGGAGUCAUGGAAUCACUCCCAGGAAAUUUGAUGUGGUUCCUGUCGGUGAUGCAGAGAAGGCCAGCAUCGUCAGUGGUGACUCUGGAGAUUUAACACUCCACAAACGAGGGACAAGGACUUCCUUCACAUUCCGGAAAGUGAGGAGGACUCCGUGCGACUGUGCCUUCCCCUCGGUCUGCGACAGUCAGAGCUCUCCUGGGGAUCCCAGCAGCCCCUCUGUCCCUCAGAGCGACCGCGACGCCUCCUGCCUGGAGAACGAGUUUGUACACAAGGUGUACGAGGAGAUCGCCAGCCAUUUCAGCAGCACCCGGCACUCCCCCUGGCCCAGGGUGGUAGACUUCCUCCAGUCUCUGCCCACUGGCGCCAUCCUGGCAGACGUAGGCUGUGGGAAUGGAAAGUACCUGGGGUUAAAACAGGACCUGUUUGCGGUGGGCUGUGAUCGCAGCAGGAACCUGGUGGAUAUCUGCGGAGAGAGGAGCUUCCAGGUCCUGGUGUCAGAUGCUCUUGAGGUGCCUCUUCGCAGUGGCAUUUGUGAUGCCUGUAUCUCCAUCGCCGUCAUUCACCACUUCUCCACUAAGGAGAGAAGACUAGCUGCCAUUAAAGAACUUGUGAGGCUUUUGAGGCCUGGGGGAAAGGCACUUAUUUAUGUUUGGGCAAUGGAGCAGGAAUAUAACAAGCAGAAGUCCAAAUACUUGAAGGGGAAAAAGGUGAAUCAAGAAGAGGGCUCUGCGCAAAGACCUGAGCAAACAGCGGACCACCUAGGACACAGCACCUCUUUGGCAUCAAACCACAGGCCUGCUGGGAAGGAGGUCAAAGAUUGUCCUUUGACUCGGCAAAACAUGUCAACAUUGAGCGUUCACACCAACAGAACUGCGUUCCAUUCCCAGGACCUGCUUGUCCCCUGGCAUCUGAAAAGCUCUGCUCCCAGGGACAAAAACGUGGGAAAAUCAUUAGGAUCUGCAGAUAUCUGCCCCAUCUUUCACCGCUAUUACCACGUCUUCUGUGAAGAGGAGUUGGAGAGCUUGUGUGGAGAAGUGGAGAACAUUGCAAUCCAGACCAGUUACUAUGAUCAAGGGAACUGGUGUGUAAUAUUAGAGAAGAAAAGUGAAUGAUUUUUUAAAUGUGAUAUUAAGGAAGCCAAAAAGAAAGAUUUUAGUGUGAUUUUUAUGAUGGCCGUUAUCGAGUAAUUCAAAAUGCAAUGAAGUAAUUCAAUGUAAUGUAUUUUAUUUAAUGAAAAUAAAAGUUCUGCAAAAAGA
Molecule: messenger RNA, 2165 nt
Organism: Lepisosteus oculatus (spotted gar)
Lineage: Eukaryota; Metazoa; Chordata; Actinopteri; Semionotiformes; Lepisosteidae
Gene: alkbh8
Product: alkB homolog 8, tRNA methyltransferase
Biological process (GO): tRNA methylation; tRNA wobble uridine modification
Cellular component (GO): nucleus; cytoplasm
Molecular function (GO): 2-oxoglutarate-dependent dioxygenase activity; tRNA (5-carboxymethyluridine(34)-5-O)-methyltransferase activity; tRNA binding
Source: RefSeq, a predicted model, not a curated record